Molecule: messenger RNA, 3009 nt
Organism: Symbiodinium natans
Lineage: Eukaryota; Dinophyceae; Suessiales; Symbiodiniaceae
Source: the annotation of a GenBank genome assembly
AUGUUCGCUCUCUUUGCUUUGCUGGCGGUCUCGGGAGUUAACAGUGAAUGGACACGAGUUGCAGUGACGGACCUGAAUGGUAAACCCGUUACGGGCGUGGGCAGCUCGACAGAUGGGAUGAUCUUGGCAGCGGUCGUCGGUGGUGGAACUGGACGUUCUUGGACAAGUUCAGAUGGCGGUGCGAGCUGGGAAGAGGGAGGAGACUACGCUUGGUGGAAGAAAGUGUCGGUUUCAGGAGAUGGAUCUUACAUGGUGAAAGGCUGUGGUGAGCUUUAUGCUUGCAACCUGCAACAUUCCACUGAUGGCGGAGCCACCUGGUCUGAUUCUGCGGGCACUGCCAACAUUGUGCUCAAGGAUUUGGCCAUCUCGAAAAUCGGAGCGAUUGGGAUCGCCGCGGCAGUCCCAGGCUCUGGUUCCAGCACACCCCAAUACCUUACGAUGACAGGGAGUUAUGGUGCAAGCUGGUAUGGAGCCACCUUGCCCGGCACUUCCACUUCUUGGACCUCGGUGAGCCUCUCUGCUACUGGCAUGAAGAUCGUCGCGGCAGACGGGGCGCAGGGGGGACCUCUCAAGGUCAGUGUAGACGGAGGUUCCAACUGGGACUCCCGAGGCAUACCGCAUUCACAAUACUGGAGUUCAGUCGCCGUCUCGGCGGACGGUUCGACCAUGGUGGCGUGCAGAAAGGACUCAAACAUUUACAUCAGCGUGGACAAUGGCACAACCUGGACCAACAGUGGUGGAGCAUGCCAGCAAGUGAGCAUUUCGGAUGAUGGCCAGAAGAUGGUUGCUUCUCCAGGAUCCGGCAACCCGUACGCCAUGCUUUACAGCGACGACAAUGGUGUCACCUGGAGUUCCAUCUGGGCCCGCGGAACUAUGUCGGAUGUGCAGAUUUCAGGGGAUGGCUCGCUGAUUUUGGCAGCAGACAAUUCUGGCCUGACGUUAUAUCGGGCUCCCACCACCACCAUGGUCACGACCACCAGCACCACCGCGGCCACCACGGCCACGGCCACCACGGCCACGGCCACCACGGCCACGGUCACCACGACCACCACGGCCACGGCCACGGCCACGGCCACCACAGACCCGAUAGUUUGGUUCCCAACAACACCCGUGGGCGGAGCCGUCUACAGCAGCCUCGAAGUCUCCAUGGACAUGGCCGUGGAUGAUCCGUCGAUCAUCAACAACAGCACCGUGACCGAUGCCAUGAUUGACGGGUUCGCGGAUGUGAUGGCCGUGGAUGCGGAUGACGUGACGCUGGACUUCAUUGUGAAUCGACGUCUGAGCUCGACAAGGAAGCUUUCGUCCACGCUGACGGCCAUCUUCACUGUGGUCAUGGAAAGCGUUGAAGCUGCCAUCGAGAAGCAAGUGGCAAUUGAGACGGUGUCCUUGCAGAAAACGACCGAAGCCAUCAGCACCGCCGUCGCCAGCACAGGCUUCACAGGCACUCUGGUUGUCACCGGCAAGUCGACCGCUCGCGUCGCUGCCCCGACCAGGGAGGAUGAGGUGCUGGAUGAGCUGCAAAGCCUGGAGCAGCAGAGGCGCGGAACCUUCCGUCGCUUGGAGAGUGAGUUCGACGUCGUCGGCAAGGUGUUAUCCUUAUGGGCCUUCCACCAGCGGCAGACGCUGGAGGAUGCGAACCCUGGGCAGUGCGGCUCUUUAUCAGUGUUGCGCAAGGUGGCCGCCCUUUUGCAGUCACUGUUUCUGAAGCUGCCGCCGCAAAGACUGCUAGCGCGCUUGGAGGAAUACCAGGAGUCCGAGGCACUUACUCGGAUCGCAUUGGCGACCGUACAUCAGAAUGCGCAGCUGAGGCUGCAAAUGGCUGUCAACUAUGCCGAAAACAAUGUCAUUCCGGUCAUGGUUGCGUGCCUGCAGUUGCUGCUUCGCGGCUACGAGCGGUCCGAGAGCGGCGCAGACUCCGUUCCCGAGGUGGAGGUGGCCUUUCAGCACCUUGCAGAGGAGAAGCUGCCAGUUGACGGCUGGUCCUACAUCACCUUCUGCCUGGAGGUGUGCUUGCACGUGCUUUCACACUGGUCCUGCAUUCGGGCGGCACAGACCAAGGCGGAGGCCCUGGAUCCCGGGGCAGCACCUGUGCGCUUGGCGUCGGCAGGCGUAGUGGACGUCCUUGCAGAGCUCAUCGAUGCACCCGCGGCAGGGGUUGAACUGCGAGAGCCACCCUCGGCGGCCGUGGUGCAAAAGGCCAAUGAGACGCUGCAAGCGCUGUUCGAGCGGAAUGGCCACAUCUGUCUCUUCUGCAUGAAGCACUACACAGAGGUGAAGCAAAUCCUGCUCGUGGGGUGCGAGAGCAUCGUAUCAGAUCCCCUCAGCGACCAUCCUCAGAUGCAGCAGGAGGCGAUUGAGCUCUUCUCCGGUGCCUUUGAGAAGUUUGCCAUGAAGGACGAGCGCCUGGGCAGGAAGCUGCUAAAGGCUCUGACGGUCCUCUUUGAGUCAUCCUACCAAUUGGUGGUGUGGUUUCUGCAGCAGCAGCCUCUGGGUUCGCUCCCAGAGACACACAGUCUCGAUGCUCACAUCGAGGCUGUGCGCGCCGUAGCGCGAGCCGGCUACUGGUCUGCCGAGGAUGCUCCGCUGCUGCCAGAGUUUGUGGCGGCGCUGGUGUCCACGAUGCUCGAUGCCGUCGAGGGGCACCUGGACUUCUCGAAGCCUCUUCGGGGAUCCGGCUGCCGGGUCAUCGAUCUGACCGAAGCAGAGGAGAUUGCUUCGAGCUGCACGUCCUCUGUGCUGCAUCUCAUGCUGAUCGACCCCUCACCUCCCACGGUGCAGCGGUGCUUGGCAGACUGCCUCGGGAAGCGCCUGACGCGCAAGGGUGGCGCUGGGUACCUGGCCCAGGACAAAACGGACGACAUGCCUCCUUUAGAAGAAGUGGAGCCAAGUGAGGCGCCGAACUCGGAGGAAGCGGUCAACACGGUGAUGAAGAUCAUGCAGGUCUUUCCAUCGUCGGACCGCCUCCAGAUGAACUGCCAGCACAUGCUGACUUCGCUCUUGGGUGAAUAG